Cyprinus carpio (common carp) is the source of this 3727-nucleotide messenger RNA. Its product is annotated as protein phosphatase 1 regulatory subunit 37-like. Lineage: Eukaryota; Metazoa; Chordata; Actinopteri; Cypriniformes; Cyprinidae. Gene Ontology annotation, molecular function: protein binding. The transcript has 13 exons. The coding region runs from base 154 to 2037 and encodes 627 amino acids. The record is from RefSeq and is a predicted model, not a curated record.
UUUGGAACGGGUCGGCUGACUGAUCCAGGGCCUGGCUGGAGAGACUUCAGGUGCCUUCUGGUUCCACAGAUAUCACGCCAGUGGUAUGAGAUCCACUGCAGGGGAAUCGGGCACGCUGAAAGAGAUCCUGGUGGGCAGCAGAAUGAAUGUGCAAUGGCAUGUGCAGUUCAGGACGUCAGUCACUGCAGAUUCUCAUCUCAUGACAUCGCUCAUAGCAGAAGAAUGACAGGGCACUCAGAGGAAGAGGCAACGUCUCAGUCCGUGAAGGAGGGCAGAGAAAAACGUGUAUCAUUUCCCCCAGAUGAGCAGAUGGUGUCUGACUUUGUGGAGAGAAGGGCUGAACUUCAAGAGGCUGACAGUCUCACUCUGACAGAUAUAAUUCUGGCCUACAAGCAGAGCUGUGAAAAGCACCAGGUGAAACCAAACCCAAAGGCUCUUGAUCAAUUAAAGCAAAUUACUUGUGUUACUGACAGAGCCAGGUGUUUUGACCUGUCAGGUAAGUUCAGUAAUUCACUAUUUAUUAUUUUUGCUAUCCCCCUUGAGCAGUGUUAUUGGUUUUUCAAAGCUAAACACCACCAGAAAAAUCCCCCAACGCUAUCAUUUCACCUGAGACGCUCAUCCCUUCAUCCGUCCAGGUAUUCCAGCUUUAUUCAUCUCUCUCCAUCAGCACUGGUUAUUGAUACCAGCAGAAGUGAGCUUAAAGUGCGGGUCAGCAUGUUCUGGCUUCCUGCGCCCUGUCACACACUGAUGCCAUCUAACUCCAAGUCUCAGUGUCAUUAUCUGCACAUGGCAGAGGGAAUUAGAAAAAUGGGAUUUCUGAUCCCCCCUUCCUAUGGUACAAAAUUUGUCACAGCAAAUGUGCUUGGUAGAGAGAGGGUCAGCCAAAGUGUAAAUAGUGGUAUCUCCAUUUUGAUUGCUUUUCCAGGUGAGCGGUUAGAUUAUUGCUCCUGCGAAUCUCUUGAAGAGAUCCUGAAAUCAGUGCAGUUUGAUUUUAUCAGUCUGCAGGGGGCUGAGCUUGAGGAAAAUGUAACAUCUUCUUUGCUAGAUAUGUUUUUGUACUACGAGUCAGCUACACACCUCGAUGUGUCCUCGAACUCAGGCAUGGGAUUCUCAGGUUGGCUGUCACUGUCACACCUCCUCCGGCAGAGUGGAUGCCUGUGGAGGCUGGAUGCUUGCAACAUGCCUAUGGUGGACUACGCCGCACAGGCCUUGUCAAAAGCCCUUCUCACCAGCAGGCUGACAGUGCUACACCUUGAAAACACCUGUCUGAGCGGCAAACCUCUCUUCACACUUGUCGGUGCUCUGAAAAGGAACGUCACUUUGCAGGAGCUUUACCUCUCUGAAAACAACCUCAACGCCUACCAGGACUCCAUGCAACUUGGCGACCUCCUCAAAUACAACAGCACUCUUAAAACCUUGGACCUGGGCAACAACACCAUGUCUGACUCAGGUUUGGAGGAGAUUUGUGAUGCUUUGAGCUUUCAGAAGACUGGUUUGAGAACGCUGAUACUGAGUAACAAUCACAUCACUCAUCUUGGCAUGAGCCAUCUACAGAAAGUUCUGCCCCGCUUAAAAACGCUCGAAACAUUGAACCUUGGCAAAAACAACCUUGAGAACAGAGGCAUUCACACGUUAAAGGAGUCCCUCAUGAUCAAUCGCUCUUUAUUGCAACUUGGCCUAGCUUCCACAGGAAUAACAUGCGAGGUUGCUGUGACUUUGGCUGAGAUCCUUGCAGAGAGUCCACAGAUCCAGCGUUUGGAUGUACGGCAGAACCAGGUGCUUGCUGGGGGCCUCAUGGCUCUGUCGUUGGCCCUAAAGAUCAACCGUUCAGUCAUCAGACUGGAUCUGGACCAACAUCUGAAAGAAGAAAAGGAGGACUUCCUGGUCGAAACGCAGAAGACGCUGCUGAGCAGGAUCUCUGAUCUGUGCACGGCGAAUGCGACGACUGCCAAGGGGAUGGCUCUGCGGCCUGCUUCCCUAGACCUGGCCGACUGCGCCGAGACCACCUAUCCGCUCCCCACCCAAACAGCCGACUAGAAGACAUAUAAGCAUAAUAAUUCUAUGGCAAAUAACGAUAACCAUAAAACUCCAAAUCCUGGUAAUAAAGCCGAAGCCUCUCUCCCUAAUGAAACAGUAGCCCUCCUGCUGUUUCCUGCCUAAUGUUCCCGCCGAGGCUUCCUCCACUUUCCAUAAAGCAAUUUUGCAAGCCCACUCCCAACGUGAAUCAUCUCGAAUGAAGAGAAGCCUCUCCCUCCAUCUCUCCUUGUGUCCCCGGAGGGUGACGCUGACUAAAUCUGUGUUGAUACAGAGGUGUGCUCUAAAUCCUGUUUGCUCGGGUUCCAUCUCCCCUAAUAUUCACACUCGUGUAUGAGGCCCCUUCCCUGCCUGCGUCUGCUAAUGUAGCGUAUCGUCGUCUGGAUGACAAGACGACAUCGGCGAGUGCCUCAACCUCCCUCACAUGUAUCGUUUACUGCUGGUGCAGAGAAUCACAAUGUGUGGGAAGGAGAACAUAUGUUAAAUUUAAGAAGAGAUUUACCUCUGUGCGGGUCUUAGUUUACAUGCGCUACUCAACGCUAGCCAACAACAAAGGAAGAAUCACUUUCUCUUUCGGUUUAUGUUGCAGAUGCACAUGAAAAGGUGUUAUAUCUGAAAAUAUAGGCGUCUUUUGUGUAACGUGCACUAAAUACCAUCUGCCGUGUGUCUUUAAAUUCAAGGUAAUUAAGAAUAUGUUUGGUAAAUGAAAAACAACCGUUCUGAAAUGCAAUAAAUGAGUUUGAACGGCAAAACUGAGUUUGUAAAUUUGAUUUGAAUUUCCGUUAACAUUUCCACAGACUGUAUGUAAUUAGGGUCUCGUAAAAUAGGCUUGUGCAUUUUUUAAUCAAGUAGAUUUAAUUUAUCCAACACAUGCCAUUAAUUUAUUACCAAUUAAUGGUGUUUACCUGUAAAUUGUUCAAAAAAAGAAACUUUAAAGUGUAAAAAAAAUAUAUAUAUAUAUAUUAAAUUGCAUGCUGAAAAUCUUUUUUAUUUAAAAAUGAAAAAGUAAAGGCCUUUCCAAAAUAAGAAACGUCAGAAAGAUGAAUUGUUCCACACACAUUGCAUAUCAAAAACUACAGUAUUCGCACUCAGAGAUUUGAAUGCUUUUCUUGGCAAAUCCCAAAUUACUCAAAGAUUUCUGAUUGACAGAUGAGGGGGGAUAACUGUAUUUAGCCAGGGACCAUCUUUUCUCGUCUGGCGUGAUUUGGGUCUCAUGGAGGAUUGGCCCCCCUGGUGUCUGCCCCCCUCCUCCUCUCGGCACGGGGCAGGGGCAGAUUGACAGAACAGCAUGGGGGCAAGCGCCGCUGUGCCAACAGCCCCCCCACGCUCUACCUGAUGUUUUUAACAAAGGCUUCCAUCUCACCAACUCCGCUGCCGAACAUCGCCCAGCCAGCUUCAACCCACCCCGGCUCUGGAACAAACAGACUUUGAAACCUGAUCGUAAGGAUGUUGGGAACAGAUGCACAGACGCUGGGAAUGAUGCGGCGUGUACGGCUGUACUCAAAGAUAAAAUGUCAAACAUUUUUCAGUCGGAGCCCAAAAAAUUGGACAGUUGUUAGUAAGCACCUGCUUGCAGUUGACAGGAGGCUAUUGGGGGCUUGUUUUCUAUUAUAUAUAAAUAGAGUUUUAUUUAGAGGGAGACUGGGGCUAGUUGUCACAGUUUUUUUACUAAAGUGGAUAUUUCUCAGUUUAG